Molecule: messenger RNA, 1238 nt
Organism: Cladophialophora immunda
Lineage: Eukaryota; Fungi; Ascomycota; Eurotiomycetes; Chaetothyriales; Herpotrichiellaceae
Exons: 2
Coding region: 186-629 (147 amino acids)
Source: RefSeq, a predicted model, not a curated record
GUUACCUAGUUUGUACCUUUCCUCCUCGAUCACUUUUACACCCACUUCGCUCACCUCUCGACAGCCUUGGAUCGAAAUUCCUCAUUAAUACACCCGCGCUUUCCUGUCCCUCUCCAAUCGCCAGGCCCUCCGCAGUCUUGCGAAUUACCGUCCCUCGUGUCUCGCGGAUUCCUCUCCACGAAACCAUGGACAAACCCCCUUCCUCAUCCUCUCCCUCGUCCUCAAACAAGAAACCGUCGUCACGCGGGACGGCCAACUACGUCUCCUCCUCCGGGCACAUCUUAGAGACACCACCCCUCUCGGCCCGCAUCUCCCGCAUCUCCGACGACGUGUACAACUUCCUGGGCCUGUACUUUGUGUCCCUGUUCUCGCUGGACCCGUACACCGCGGCGCAGAACAGCCAGUUCAACACCCGCGGCCGGCCCAACGCGUACCAAGAGCGGCCGCGCUGGGGGGGAGGGACUAAUCGUCUCGGCGGCGGUGGUGCUACCGGUGGUGGUGGUAGUACUUGGGGAAGAGGCGGUGGUGGUGGUGGAGGGAGUGGGAGUGGGAGCGGGAGUGGAGGCGGGUCAAGAAGGAUGGGAGGGAUUGACGACGUGCGCGCCCCGGAGUGUGGAAGCUGUGGAUGAAGCUGGUGUCGAGAGCGUGUAUACCCCGUCUGGGAAUCUCGGAAAGAGAGAGGGAGAAAGGGAAGACCGAGACGGAAAACCACCACUUACAAACGAGAGAGGUUCAUAACCUCUCCGCUUUCCGGGGCUUGGGGCUGGCAUUCGUGAAAGCUAUGGCGGGGGGGUUAAUGCGCAGAUGGGGUUUGAUUUCUUGGGGAUGGCGUCUCGACCAGAGACGAGGCUACAAAGAGACAAAAAAGGACGAGGCAUAUUCAUGGGUGCGUUGCAGACGCGGAGCUCCCCACGGGGCUUGAUGGUUCACUACCUAUGCAGCAAUGCGCACAGGGCAAGCCAUUUCAACAAGCUGGGAGGUGGGAAUCGAGAGGCUUGUACCAUUGUUCCUGCGCGGCGGCAUCGCACAGCAUCUUGAGAAAUGGGGCUGCAGAACCACCACAUACAUAUUUUGGGCCUUUCGCACGUCAGAGCGAAUACCACAUGGCCCAAAAUACCAGAAACACGAGGAUGUACAAAGUAGAGCCGUACCGCACAAGGCAGGUUUCAACCUCCUGGAGAUGGAACGAUGCUAAGGGGUAGCGACAAACAAUUUCCAUUUGCCUUUCCUCGUUCUGC